AUGGUGGUCGUUUCGAUAAGCAAGCUAGUCGCUUUUUUGGCAAUUUCCCUCUCAAUCAAUGUUAGCGUGGUCGCUGCAGAUGUAAUUGGCGAAGAAAGCGGUCCCUUUGCUUCACUGCGUGAACAAUAUGCUGCCCUUUCGCCAAAGGGACAGUUUGUGACUGGAGCAUGCGUAGGCUUUGUCGGCACUAGGAUUGCACUUACCUCCGCCAUGGGAGCUGUCAAAAUCGCAGGGGCUGUCUUCGUAACCGCCGAAGUUUUGCAUUACACCGGGAUCCUUGACGAUUUGCCUCCUUUUUCGAAUGAACAGACAGCUUUAUUCAGCAACCUCAAGAAUAAGGCGCUACGACACACCGAAAACUUGCGCGUCCAGAUCCGGCGACAGCUCAACCCCAACAGUGUACAAACUUUUGUCGACCGUGAGCGGAUGGGGGCUCUGGGAAUGGCAGGAGGGGCGGUAGUCGGUUUUUUGUUUUAGGUUUCGUAAUAUGGGCUUCACAGAUAACUAUUACUUUGCGCGAUGAAAAGAUUUGAGAAGGGAGUCUCACUUACAAAAAACAGUAUCAAUGAAUCUAUUGGCAAAGCAUUACUAUCUCGUUAACUUUUGACAGUGAGUUUAUAUUUC
Messenger RNA from Phaeodactylum tricornutum CCAP 1055/1, 624 nucleotides. RefSeq lists its product with no specific name. Bases 1 to 477 code for a protein of 158 amino acids. The transcript has 2 exons. The record is from RefSeq and is a predicted model, not a curated record. Lineage: Eukaryota; Bacillariophyta; Bacillariophyceae; Surirellales; Neidiaceae.